AUGGGCAUUCCGGAGGGAGAGAUGGGGGAGAUUAUUAUGUUCCUGGCACGUCAAAAUGGUUUAGAUCUGAUCGAUGAAGAUGCGGCAGCUGUCAUUUACGAGGUCAAUAUGGUCCUCAAAGCUUGCAAGACAUACCAGCGCCCUGCCAGAGGUGCUUCGCGUCGGAAUUGGUGGGACGACUCCGACUCGACGCUCUUCAGUCAUCGUCUUAGUCGGCAAGAAAAAGCAUUCUUCGAGUGCUGGAGAAGCUACCCCACCCGAACGUUGGCGAGGUCAUCGAUAUAG
Messenger RNA from Metarhizium brunneum ARSEF 3297, 285 nucleotides. RefSeq lists its product as uncharacterized. The record is from RefSeq and is a predicted model, not a curated record. NCBI's taxonomy places the organism in Eukaryota, Fungi, Ascomycota, Sordariomycetes, Hypocreales, Clavicipitaceae.